AUGUCUGGAGCACGGAAUGCGUCUGCGGCGAUUCGUCGACUUACGAUCGAGUACAAACAGCUGACGAGCGAUCCAAACACGCUUUUCCCUGCUGUGGGCCCCAUUUCUGAGGAUAAUUACUUGGAAUGGGAGGCACUGUUGCCUGGGCCAGACGAUACGCCGUUUGAGGGCGGCGUUUUUAGCGCACGCCUUUCUUUCCCGCCUACAUACCCCUUGGAGCCGCCGACUAUGCGAUUUGAGCCGCCUAUUUUUCACCCCAACGCGCUACUCAUCGCAGUUAUCCUGCAUGCCGCAGGGGACGAUCCGAACAUGUACGAGACUUCUGCGGAGCGUUGGUCGCCUGUCCAGUCUAUCGAAAAGAUUCUUUUGUCGGUCUUGAGCAUGCUGGCCGAGCCGAAUGUGGAGAGCGGCGCGAACAUCGACGCUUGUAAACUCCUCCGCGAUGACCACGAAAAGUACGACAAAACGAUUCGCGACCAGGUGCAGCAGCAGCUUGGCCUGUAG
Molecule: messenger RNA, 504 nt
Organism: Malassezia vespertilionis
Lineage: Eukaryota; Fungi; Basidiomycota; Malasseziomycetes; Malasseziales; Malasseziaceae
Gene: ubc7
Product: E2 ubiquitin-conjugating enzyme
Exons: 5
Coding region: 1-504 (167 amino acids)
Cellular component (GO): cytosol; endoplasmic reticulum
Source: RefSeq, a predicted model, not a curated record